This is a messenger RNA of Phycodurus eques (leafy seadragon), 3030 nucleotides long. RefSeq names its product unconventional SNARE in the ER 1 homolog (S. cerevisiae) (gene use1). The coding region runs from base 242 to 1006 and encodes 254 amino acids. The record is from RefSeq and is a predicted model, not a curated record. The transcript has 8 exons. Gene Ontology annotation, biological process: retrograde vesicle-mediated transport, Golgi to endoplasmic reticulum. Lineage: Eukaryota; Metazoa; Chordata; Actinopteri; Syngnathiformes; Syngnathidae. Gene Ontology annotation, cellular component: endoplasmic reticulum; SNARE complex. Gene Ontology annotation, molecular function: SNAP receptor activity.
GGUCUGCGGCUUCAAAGAAAAAAAGCAUUGCACACUCACCAUCGUAUUGUUUUUCUUAUUCUUAAUUUAUCUCAUAGACCUGAAUGUAAUCAUUAAAGUGUAAUCGGAAAGGCACAAAUAUGGCAGCAGAUUUGGAAAACCUUUGUAUGUGAUUGAAAAAAAUGGUUCAUUUUAAACAAUAAUUGACGGGGCCGCCUUUGUUUUGACGUCAUAUUAGCGCGACGCCCAGUCGUCUUCCAAUAUGGCUUCCAGAUUAGAAGUCAAUUUCGUUCGGUUAUUGUCUCGCUGUGAGUCUAUAGCUUCGGAAAAACGUAGCGAAGAUGAAUGGAGGCUGGAGAAGUAUGUUGGCGCCUUGGAGGAGAUGGUGGUGGCUCUGAGAAAAAGCAUGAGCAAGCCCACUCCAGAAGUGCUGACAGAAUACACAAGAAAGGUGGAUUUUCUGAAAGGCCUUCUAGAAGCAGAGAAGCUGUUGUCACCAACAGAAAAGGCUCUAGCAAACCAGUUCCUCGCCCCUGGCCGAACACCCACAAUAGCCAACGAGAGGAUGGCUGCCACUAAAACUGUCCACAUGCAGACCAAGGCUCGAUGUACGGGGGAGAUGAGGGAUGAGCUGCUUGGCAUGGGCUUUUCAAAAAAAGGAGGAGAUUUGCGAAACAGAAGAGGUCUGCCUCUGGAUGAGCACCAGUCUGCUGCAGAGCUGGACGCCAUAUUGCAGCACCAACACAACCUGCAGGAGAAGAUCGCUGAGGACAUGCUCAACCUGGCCAGGAAUCUGAAAAAUAACACUCUGGCCGCGCAGAGCAUCAUCAAACAGGACAAUCAGACUUUGGGCCAGUCGAUACAUCAAGCCGACCUCAACUUUGAGAAGCUGAAGACCGAGUCGGAGCGUCUGGAGCAGCACGCCAAGAAAUCGGUCAACUGGCUGCUGUGGCUCAUGCUCAUCCUGGUCUCCUUUGCCUUUAUCAGCAUGAUCCUCUUCAUCAGACUCUUCCCAAGGCUCAGAUGAUAGUGUCGUCACCCCACAGUGGGGUGUUCUAAUCUAAACCAGUCAUGAAUUGACGCAUAGAGCUACAACAUGGAUGGAUACUAAUUGUUCAAUCGCCUCAGCGUGUCCCCUUCCUUGUCAUCUUGUACAAACACUUUUUUAAUAAUGUGACAAGUGUCAUUUUGUACAUAGUAGUUUUCCCCCUUAUACAAAUAGAUGAGUCCAUCAAACAACCUAAUCCAGUGUGUUUUAAGGGUGAAUUCAUUACACCCCUUAAUCUUGCUCAAAUGAACUAUUUACAUUCAAAUACUCACUGGACAAUUUCUAAGGUACAAUUGCACAAUCUAAAUGUGAUGGAAUCAAGAGAUUCAUCCAAUAUUCUGCCUUUUAAAAAGUAACAAUGCUCAAUUUAAGCAGCAAAGUAGUUCAUUAGCAUGUCUAUACCUCACAGGUCUGAGAUAAGGUUUGAAGCGCAGCAGCUGUUGGCCUGCCUAUGUGGCGUUAUCAUGGUUUCCCUGUGCUUGUGUGAGGUACUGUGGCUUCUCCCACAUUAGAAAAAAACAAAAAAAACACCAAAAAACAUGCCUGUUAUGUUCAUAGAAGACUUAAUUGUCCAUGUGGGUAAAGGCUUAUGUGCCCUGCCACUGGCUGGUGACCAUCCCAGGGUACCCAACCUCUCACCCAAAGUUAGCUGGGUUGUACUCCAGUCCAAUUGUGACACUUAGGUAUACUAUAGAGAAUGGAUGGAUGGUCAAUUUAACACAGUUUAUUAUUGUGGUUGUAGUUUGAAUUGGUAAAAAUGCACUGCACCAAACUGAAAGCUGUAGUACUUUUUUACACGAGUAUAAUUACCUUCACAGAGUGAGAACAACAGGGGUGUCACAUUAGCCAAGCAAUAACCCAUUCAAUUUGGAAGUUCCAGAUAAAUGUGUCGACUUAGGUUCACUUUAUUCAGGUCUAGCAGAUGAAGCCGUGGUGGGAGGGGGAAAAAAUGUUUUAUUUCGCCACUGGUCCUAAUUUUUUUUCAUCAAACAUUUCGUUUGAGCUUGCACUUUGUGGAAAAAAGACAAAGAUAAUGUCAGAACCUUUCCCGCCAUUAAUGUGACCUAUAACCUGUACACGUCAAUUGAGAAAAGUUAAGGGGAAGUAAAAAUAAACAACUGAGAUCAUAUGGUAGCAAAAGUGUACACACACUUAUAACUGGGGAUGUGGCUGUGUUCAAAAUUAACCAAUCACAUUUAAAACACCUGCUAUAAUUUAAAGGGCCUGUGACUAACCCCAAAUAAAGUUCAGCUUCUCUACUGGGCUAUUCCUGACUGUUUUUGUUUGUUUGUUUUCAAGCAGAAGUCUGAAGGUUUUGUGUCAACACUGGCAGGUAUUUGGAACUGUUAUUCCCUCUACCUUGUCUAAGGCCCCAGUUCCAGCUGAAGAAAAACAGCCCCAAAGCAUAAUGUCGCCACCACCAAUGUUCUUUUGGUUAUGAGCAGUGUUGCCCGCCCCCCACUCACAAUCGAGGAGACCACCGUCACACGCUAGUGUUAUAGGUUAUACAGUGCGAGGAAAAGGUAUGUGAACCCUAGGGCAUUUAUUAAUUUUCUCCAUAAAUUUCCUAUCACAUGUAGUUUGAUCAUCUAAAUCACAAGAAUAAACUGUCUGCCUAAACUAUUACAACACAAACAAUGAUGUUUUCAUAUUAUUGAAAAUAAUUUAAACAUUUGCAGGACAGGGUGGAAAAAGCAAGUGAACCCUUGGAUUUAAUAACUGGCUGACCCUAUGUGGGAGCAGUUACCUCAACCAAAUGUUUACUGUAGUUGCAGAUGAGAUGUGCACAACGAUCAGGAUGAAUUUUGGACAAUUGCUCUUUAUAAAACUGUUGCAGUUCAGAAUGAUUCCUGGGAUGUCUGGUGUGAAUAGCUGUCGAGGUCAUGCCGCAGCAUCUCAAUCUGGUUGAAAUCAGGACUUCAUGCAUAAACCUGGAAAAUGUUACAAAAGUAUCUCAAUCUUUCCAGCUAAUGAGAGAUAAUAACCUCAGCGACACAUCCCAA